AACAGGCGAAUUCGGCUUGUACCAAAGGUUCCUUUUCAUCAUGCUCAUGUUGUUCUGCUUCUUCCUAACCUUCGUCUACUUCACACAAUUGUUCCUGAUCGUUGUUCCGGUCGAGUUUUGGUGCGAGAUGCCGGCAGUCGAGGGCUUCACCUCCGAGGAAUUAAGGGAGUACAUGAUUCCUAGCUCGAACUUGGUCGCGUACGAGGGCCACGAUUUACCGUAUUCCCGAUGCUGGAUAUACGACGUGCCCGUGAAAACAGCGAUGGAGGCAAAGGAGCCCGACCCGAAAUGGCCGAUGAAGAAAUGCCAGGAAUGGCACUUCAAAACGAGCCCUUUCGACGUCCCAUAUAUGUCCGUGGCUGCCGAGUUCGGAUGGGUUUGCGACGACGCGUACAAAGUGACUCUCGCACAGAGUAUAUUUUUCAGCGGUUCCAUCCUCGGCGGUUUGAUAUUCGGUUGGCUGGGCGACAAAUACGGAAGGAUCCCGGCCGUCAUCGUCUCCAAUUUGUUGGGAUUCAUCGGUGGCCUCUCAACCAUAUACAUCCACACGUUCUGGCAAUUCUGCGUGUGCAGGUUCAUCGUCGGCGUCUCCUUCGACAGCACCUUCGUGUUCGCUUACAUAUUGGUCCUGGAAUACGUGGGACCCGGCUGGCGCACGUUCGUCGCCCACGUCUCGUUCGGCCUGUUCUACACGUUCGGGGCAAUAUGCAUGCCUUGGAUGGCGUACUUCAUAGCGGAUUGGAGAACGUUCGCUCUAGCUACCACCGUACCCCUCCUCUUGGUCCUCAUAACCCCGUUAUUCAUUCCGGAGAGCGUCAGGUGGUUGAUAGGGAUGAAGAAAAUGCGAAGGGCGAUAAAAAUUAUUUCCUUGAUCGAGAAAAUAAAUCGGAACAAGAUACCCAAGGAGGUGUUCGAGCAAUUCCAAGAGGAGUGCGAGAAGGCUAUAGCCAUCCUGGCCGAGGACGAGAUGUACACGUUGAUCGAUCUGUUCAGAACGAGACGUUUGAGAAGAAUCACCAUCCUGUUGACGACGGUGUGGGGUAUAAUCCAGAUGUGCUACGACGGGCACAUAAGGUGCCUGGACGCCCUAGGAUUGGACGUGUUCAGCACGUUCACGAUCGCCUCGAUCACCGAAUUCCCGGCCGAGAUGUUGGUCGUCUCCACCCUGGACACGUUCGGCCGAAGGUGGACGUUGUUCACCGCCGUCACCGUCUCGGCCCUGUUCAGCACGUUCGCCGCCCUCGUCCCCACCGUGGGCCUCGCCUUCGCCUCGUUCGCCAUCUGCAGCCGUCUCUUCAUCAACGUGGCGUCGAACAUCGCGCUUCAAUACGCCGCCGAACUCUUGCCAACCGUCGUACGGGGCGAGGGAGUGGCGUUUAUACACGUGAUGGGCUACGUAACCUCGAUAUUCAGCCCCUACAUCGCCUUCUCCGCGAGGAUUACGUACAACAUGCCCAUGAUCAUACUGGCAAUAUCGUGCUACUUCGGCGGGACCAUGUGCCUUUUCCUACCCGAAACCCUGAUGGAACAGUUGCCCCAAUCGUUGGUGGACGGAGAGUUGUUCGGGAUCGAUCAAAUUUUCUGGGAGUCGCCGUUGACGAGGAAGAAGCCUUUGGAGCCGGUAGGGCACCAUUUGCACGCGAAACGUCCAUCAAGACGUCCGGAUUUGUUGCGGAGCAGUAUGGUUUCCGGUUAUAGGGGCAUGGAGAGACGACACACCAGAAUACGGGAGAAAGUGAGCGAGAUGAGGAUCGCUCAGCAGAAUCAGUGAAAAAAAAGUUCGGUUUUAACAUUGCGAGAAACACAUUUUUUUCAUAUCACUCGGGUAAUAAUAUCCUAAUACAGGAGAUGGAAGAAACGAAAGAGAAAAAUUUAUUUGCCGAUUAUUGUUCGAGAUAAUGAAUUCCGUUUCAUUCGUAUUUAUUAUUAUAUACACGUACAGUAGAUUGAUUCAUUCGAGUUGCUGUUAAAUUAAAAACUUAGUUAAGUUUUAAAUUAUAUACU
This is a messenger RNA of Apis mellifera (honey bee), 2004 nucleotides long. Its product is annotated as carcinine transporter-like. Lineage: Eukaryota; Metazoa; Arthropoda; Insecta; Hymenoptera; Apidae. Gene Ontology annotation, cellular component: membrane. Gene Ontology annotation, biological process: transmembrane transport. The record is from RefSeq and is a predicted model, not a curated record. Bases 41 to 1771 code for a protein of 576 amino acids. Gene Ontology annotation, molecular function: transmembrane transporter activity. The transcript is spliced from 5 exons.